AAUUGCCGCAGUCAGUGCAGCGAUACCAAACCAACUUCAUCUUCUUCCUUUCAUCGGAGCAGGUGCGCAGACGCAACCGCCGCCGCCGUCCUCCACCACCAUCGCCACCGCCACCGCCGCCGCCACCCCCUCUCUGCAUAUACCCUUGCCUGUUCGCAGCACGGAUAGGAUGCCGCAGGUGGAUCUCGUCUCCGCUUGCGCUGGUGGCUCCUGCGACCGCAAGAUCGCCUGCGAGACCAUCGCCGGCGCCGAAGAUCCAGCGUCCGCGCAGCCGGCGGAGGGCGGCCUGGACCAACUCUCCGAUCGGCCGGAGAUCCCCCCCGAUUUCCCGCCGGAGUCCUUCUGGCUCUCCAAGGACGCCGAGUUCGACUGGUUCGACCGCAACGCCUUCUACGAGCGCAAGGAGUCCACCAAGGCCAGCACCAACUCCGGGAACCUCAACCCCAGCUCCAACUCCAACUCCAACUCCCAGCGCUUCUCCCUCAACCGGAAGUCGAAGGCCUCCAUCAUCGGGCUCCCGAAGCCGCAGAAGUCCUGCUUCGUCGACGCCAAGAACCGGAAGACCGCCGCCAAGGCCGCGAACGCGCGGCUGUUCCCGAAGCGCAACGGAUCGUCGGGCGGGAAAUUGAACCCGUCGCUGAUCGAGCCGUCGUCGCCCAAGGUCUCGUGCAUGGGGAGGGUCCGGUCGAAGAGGGACCGGAACCGGAGGUUGCGCAGCCGCAGCCGUGCCGUCGAACCGGCCGCGGGAAGGCCAAGCCGGCCGCCAAGAAGAGGACCGGCCUCUUCGCCAGCUUCCGCUCCAUGUUCCACAGAGGCGGCAAGUCGCGGGCCGGAAGCUUCGACCGCCGCGCCGCGGCGCCGCUCCCGGGGAGUCUCCCCCGCGGAGGAGCUCCGCCAGGAGCGUCACGCGCGACAUCAGGGACCGCCUGCCGGCGCGCGAGGCGGGCGCGCUCUCCCCGGAGUCGCUGCCCAGGCGGAGCGCCGCGGACGGCGACGCGCCGGGCCUGGGCGGGAUGAAGCGGUUCGCGUCGGGCCGGAGGUCGGACGCCUGGGCCAACGACGCGGACGCGCUCUCCCCGGAGUCGCUGCCCAGGCGGAGCGCGGCGGACGGCGACGCCCUGGGCCUGGGCGGGAUGAAGCGGUUCGCGUCGGGUCGGAGGUCCGACGCCUGGGCCAGCGACGUGGCAUAGCGGAGAUCCUCCGCAGUCAAAGGGGGCGACGCCAGCCGGGCGGGCGGAUCUCGGGCCCCACCGAGGACGGAGAAAUCGAUCGGGACGAGAUCGGGAUGCCCUGGGUCUCGGUUGGCUGGCUGCCGCGUGGGGCCCGCUGGCCAGGAUUUUGGGCAGGUGGGCAGGUCGUCGUUCGGCUGACGUGGCGCGUUGACUGUUCGGGACGAGGUAAAUAAGAACAAACUACUCGGUGCGAAUUUACCCCGCUCAGCAUAAUUUUUGUUUUCUUUUUCUCUCUCUCUCUCUCUCUUUUCUUUUCUCCCUUGAGGGGGGCCGAAAAUCUGGUUUUCGAUCUGUGUAAGGGGCUUCUUCAAGGUUUUGUAAAUAGAGAGGUUUGACGCAAGAGCAGGGAUUUUUGCUCCUUUCUUUUUUUCUUUGCUAGUUUUUCUUGUCGAGGGCGGUGGAAGGGAAAAUGAAUGAAUGGAUUGAAUAACAUGAACAGAACCGGCGAAAUUGUCGCCGUUCCUGUGUAGUUUCCGAUCAUCAUCGGCGGCGGCUUCCGGUCCGGCGGAUGGGAUCUGGUCGAUCCCAACUCGCAGAUCGCGAGAGAUUCUUUCUUUAACUCAAGAUGUCUCAAAUCCCAUCUGACAACUUUCAAAGUGGCGAUCUCGAGAUAUUUUUAUUUAAAAACAAAGAUGGUAUUCGAAGCCUACUUCCCC
Messenger RNA from Eucalyptus grandis, 1888 nucleotides. RefSeq lists its product as uncharacterized. The record is from RefSeq and is a predicted model, not a curated record. NCBI's taxonomy places the organism in Eukaryota, Viridiplantae, Streptophyta, Magnoliopsida, Myrtales, Myrtaceae. The transcript has a single exon. The coding region runs from base 170 to 1405 and encodes 411 amino acids.